AUGGCAUCUGGAACACGUAGACCAACGGUAGUUCGUGUCAGUAAACAACUAUUAUGCCAACAAGCACAACAUCGACCACGACAACAACAACAACUACAACCACGACAACAACAACAACUACAACCACGACAACAACAACAACUACAACCACAUCAAGCAGCACUACAACGACAACGACCGAUACUACCAGUACCAGUACCAGUACUUCAACAACCACAACAUCGACCACGACAACAACAACUUCUACCUCCACAUCAAGCACAACGACCACUACUACCAGUACCAGUACCAGUACUUCAACGAGCACAACAUCGACGAAGACAACAACAACAACAACAACCACAUCAAGCAGCACUACAACGAGUAUUAUCUAAAGCUAAAUCAUAA
This is a messenger RNA of Rotaria sp. Silwood1, 387 nucleotides long. The record is from the annotation of a GenBank genome assembly. NCBI's taxonomy places the organism in Eukaryota, Metazoa, Rotifera, Eurotatoria, Philodinida, Philodinidae.